Cucumis melo (muskmelon) is the source of this 2127-nucleotide messenger RNA. RefSeq lists its product as uncharacterized. The record is from RefSeq and is a predicted model, not a curated record. NCBI's taxonomy places the organism in Eukaryota, Viridiplantae, Streptophyta, Magnoliopsida, Cucurbitales, Cucurbitaceae. The coding region runs from base 196 to 927 and encodes 243 amino acids. The transcript is spliced from 2 exons.
AGCGACGUCGUAUCGGGUGUGUAAAGUCGUCCGUUGUCGCGGGAAAUUUUAAUUUCAACAAAUCUCUAAAGAACGGAAGGGGAAAGUGGAGCGGUUCAGCAAACCCUAGAAUUUUUGGAGGCCACUUUGAUACUGACGAAAACAUAAAAACUUCAUUUUUCUAAGGAUUCAAAGGCUUUGAUUUAGCAACUCUCGAUGGAGUCUUCAACUCCCGGUGUUUCAAUGGAGGUCCAGCAACAAAAGAUUUUUGCUCUUCUUCAUUGUUUGAUGGGGUGUAAUCGGAAUCUUAGAUUAACUUCUAGGGUGUUGGAACCAGAGAACUACCCUUUUUCAAUGAUGAAGGAUGCAGUACUUGAUUCUGCUAUGGUAGUUGACCCUCUUACUGUUUUAAGUCCUUCUGAAGAUGAGAAUGAGAUUGUCAAUGUUCCAAAGGAACAUGUUGGGGAUAACUUGCCUAAGUUUCAUCCACCUCGUAAGGGUCUUUCGGCGAUUAGAAGCUUUCCUCCUGGGUGUGGAAGAGGUGCUCCUCCGCUUACAAUUCGAAAUUCCUCAAAAGGUUUGCAGAUGGAUGGUUCAAGAGCUAAAAAACGAGUUUGGAAUGAUGUACCAUUAACCAAAGUUGCAAAGAAAUCAAGUGCUCAGAGUUUAUCUGGAGCUUGUUCAAUCACUCGCAGGAUUGGGCCUGAAGACCAUAACAUUUCAGAGGAUCCACUGAGGCAGACAUCUAGAAGUGAGGAUGGAAGUAUAGGGGAAGAGAUUUCAAGAGGAUUUGAUAAUGUGAAGUCCAAGCAAGGAAAACUUGCAGGUUGCCCUGAAUCUAUUGCAAAAAGGGUUGUGGUGCAGGGUUUGACAGCCUCGUCAAAUUGCCCGUGGAGGCAAGGCAAGAAGAUGUUUAAAUCAGUAAAUCUUGGAGGCAAAGAGACUUGAGUCCGAUGAUUUGAUCAAGUUUCUCUUUGAUAUUAUGUAUAAAUCCAUAGAAUGAGUUUAUGCCACACAAAGUUCUGCCAGCUCAUGUGUAAUGGUUUCAGUGUCAUUCAUGAUUCUAUGACAUUUAGUAAUUAGUUUACCUGAGAAAUUUGUCUUGUAUGCAACAGCUUUUUCUAGAUAUGCGCCAUUGAAUGUACAGCCACUGAAAUCUGAUUCCCUCAUAUCAGCAGAUGUGAAAUUGGCUCUCCUGUAUCAGUCAUUAGGAUUAAUGGUAAUCGGUGAGCACCAAGUAUAAGAAUGCUCCAGAAGUUAUCAUUUCAAAGCAAAAACUAGACUUCAUUUACACAUCGACUGUUGUAAAUUGGGGAGGGGGGUUGGGGUUACUUAACGACUCCAUUUUACUUAGAGUAUUCCUUUGAUCCUGAAUUCAAACUGUAGUUUCUUCGCAAUUCUUCCAUUGUGCUUAGUUUCAGAACAGGGAUUUUAUGAAUCAAAGCAGCAUGACGCAAAGGAAUGAUGAAACAGGUGGUAAAAAUACCUGAAAUUUUCAUUAAUAUGCACUGCUUUCCUGUUCAUAGAAGAAGUAUAUCGACUAUCAGUAUAACUAAGUGGCAACAAGGGAUAGAAUGGUAACUUCAAAGUCUAAAGACCUGAGAUCUGCAGAACCAUAUUGCGCGGCGGAUCCAAUUCCAAAUUCACCACGGGUAUCAGCCUCAUACUUGUUGAGUUCAGCAACUGAAGGCAUGCCUGAGCUAAAACCAAUGACUGCAGCAGCAGCCAAAGCAGUUGAAACCAAUUUUUGCCAUCUCUUGGGCUCUGUAAUCUUACCAAUGUGUGCGUGCUUCCUCUCGGAACAAUCUUCCUUUUCAAGGGAAUUCAAGUUAGUGAAGUCAUCAACAAGCAUGGAAGGCAGAAUUCGCCAUCAGAACUAGAGAAACAAGGAUGAAAAAGAGUAGCACGGUUCACCUUGAGUUUGAUCCUUUUGUGGGUUUAUCUGAGAUACCGUGGAAAUUCGUUUCCUAGGUUGUAGAGAACUUGGAUGCUUUGAUUUAGAAGAAUUCAAGGGUAGACAUUUUGCCGAUAGUGAAGAAAUGGAAGAAAGUGCCAUAUGAGGAGUUGAAAUUUGGGUAUCUUUCUGCUCCAGGAAAGAGAAUUAUUUUGCUGGAAAAGCUGAGAAGAUGAGAAAGAGGGGAAAGAAAA